CAAAGAGGUAUAGAGUAAACAAGCAAAGAAAUGAAGGGUAUGACAUAUGAAAGGUCCAUGUGAAAGGUAAACAAGACCAUUUCGGCACUGACUUGGCGUUCUACUUAAAGGUCUGGACACCAAGACACACCACAGUCUCCAGGAAUAGCUGCUGCAGUGGAUGACCAUGUCUCGUCUGUGUUUCUCACUCUUCUUGUGUUUGGUUUGGCUUGGACUGCUCUGUCUCACAGAGGCAGUGGAAAACCAAGCUGAAUCAAGGGACAAAAGGAGUGUGCCUAACUGGGCGCUGACAUCUUCAGAUUUUUUCGGCUGGAUUGAAGAGCUGCGUUCUCACGCCGGCUAUGACAAGAUUGAGGAAUUAGCCAGAACCUUCUGGGCUCAUUUUCCUUCUGCCAGCCGCCUGGGUUACGACCCUCCCGCUCCAGAAGAAUAAUGCCAUCUGAGUUGGAGUCUGUGUUGUGCAGACCAUUUGCAUCUUUCAUUAUGGCACAGCUUUUGGAAAAAGAGACAAACAGUCUUUAUUAUUUAGCUUAACUUGAUCUGAGCCAGGCAGGAUACCCUGAGAAAGGUCAAUUUUUUUUUUUUUGUUUAAAAGUUACGUAAAACCCCUUAUGUAACAGCAUCCAAAAUCUGGUAAAAGUGUCUUCCUUAUGAACUGUCUUUUAUUGCUUGGACAAAAAAGUCACUGCAGGUUCUUCUUUCACAUAAAUGUGCACUCUGGAUUUGUACUUGCUACAAAAUAAAAAAUAUAUACUGUGUAACAAUAUAAACGUAUAUGCUACACAGGGCAAAUAGCUAUUGUUGAGUAGCACAACAGGGCACGCAGGUGUGCUGUUAUCAGGUGGGAAUGCAGUCCAGGUGCACAGAGAUGACCUCUGAGUGAGGGUCAUCCCCCUCAGGACAAGUACAGUGCAUGCAGGAACACAGUCCUUAUGUGUUCGACUGUAGCAAAAUCACUCCAGUAUGCAGUGAUGUGUACUGUCAGUAUGCCGUCAUAAGUGCUUUUAGAAAAUACAAAGAAAUAUAAACACAACAUGAUUAAAAAAAAAGUAAAAUAAAAAGUUCUUAAUAAACAAAAUCAUCUAUAUGUCU
This is a messenger RNA of Labeo rohita (rohu), 1092 nucleotides long. It is a transcript of the gene otos2, whose product is annotated as otospiralin 2. NCBI's taxonomy places the organism in Eukaryota, Metazoa, Chordata, Actinopteri, Cypriniformes, Cyprinidae. Bases 161 to 433 code for a protein of 90 amino acids. The transcript is spliced from 4 exons. Gene Ontology annotation, biological process: sensory perception of sound. The record is from RefSeq and is a predicted model, not a curated record.